AGUCUCGAUGAAGAAAAUAACAUCAAAUUCCGACGACACAAUCCCUUUUGACACUCAAGUAGAGAUCCUGAAAAAACUUCCGGUGAAGCCCCUGAUCAAAUUCCGAUCAGUCUCAAAAGAAUACAAGUCUUUGAUCGACAGCCGGAUUUUCAUUGCCGAAUACGGGUCCCGCGAGACUCACCCGAAUCGUCUGCUUGUAAGGUACACACAACAUAAGACUCCUAACGUUGAGAACUAUGUUUGUUUUUUAGACAAUGAUGACAGUAAUUUCACCCAACAAGAAUUUGCCCCUCGUAUUCCUAAUGCACUCACUAAGCUGCUUAACCGGCUACGAAUAGUGGGCACCUCUCACGGCUUGUUGUGCUUUUACGGUUUUAAUUAUUCUUCUAAUGAAAACAAUAUGAUUAUUCUAUGGAACCCUUCAAUCAGAACAUCGUUUGGUAUUACUUUGCCUGGUGAGUUAGGUUGGUCUUGUAAGGAUAAUGUAAUCGGUUUUGGGGUUUGUCCUGUCACUAGUGACCCUAUUGUGGUCAAGAGUAGAAAUCUUGAUGGAUGGGAAGUUGAGAUUUUUACAUUGAGCACCGGAAUUUGGAAGAGGGUUCCGUCCACAAAUAUUCCAUCCCGUGAAUCGGCUGAACUGACAUGGCAUCAAAUUGUUAUCAACAAGUUAAUUUAUUUUCUUGCUUAUGAUAAGACAGUUGCCGUGGAACCAGAAAGUGAUAAAACACACAUUGAUGAAUCAGAUGAUUUUCUUAACUUGAUUGUGUCAUUUGAUAUGACUACCAAUGAAUUCACAAUACUAGACCUACCUAAUAAUUUAGCAUACCGGUCUGAAUACUUGUCCAUGUCUAAGAUUAGGGAAUCUCUUGUGGUGCUUGAAUACAACUGGGAUACGUACAAAUCAGAUUGUGUUGUAUGGAUGAUGAUGGAGCAGGGUGUUAGAAAUUUGUUUACAAAGCUAUUCACGAUUAACGAAGAUGUUUGUUCGGUAGUGGGAUUUAUGAAAAAUGGAGAUCCUAUGAUAGUAACUGAAGACAAUUACGACCACAGCGAACCAACGGCAUUGAAAGUUUAUGAUCGUUGCUCACAACAUUUCAAACAACUUGGAAUUUAUGGAGAAGAGGAUUCAUUCUUCAUGGGCUCCUAUGUGGAAACGCUGCUUCUGCUUGAUCACCCAGAUUGUUUCAUAUAA
Messenger RNA from Erigeron canadensis, 1192 nucleotides. RefSeq names its product putative F-box protein At1g47790. Gene Ontology annotation, molecular function: protein binding. The transcript has a single exon. The coding region runs from base 8 to 1192 and encodes 394 amino acids. NCBI's taxonomy places the organism in Eukaryota, Viridiplantae, Streptophyta, Magnoliopsida, Asterales, Asteraceae. The record is from RefSeq and is a predicted model, not a curated record.